GCCCCUGCCCCGCCUCAAGCCGGCGGGAAGGCGGGGUCAGCUGGCCCGAGGGCCCCGAAAAAGAGCGGAUGCGGCGGCGGGCGCUUCCUUUCCUCCAAGUUCGGCCCUCCGACCGGCCAUGGCUCCCGCCGGCGACCGCACCGGCUAUUGGGGCCCGCCGACGUCCACCCUCGACUGGUGCGAGGAGAACUACGUCGUGUCCUCCUACAUCGCCGAGUUCUGGAACACCGUUAGCAACUUGAUUUUCAUUUUCCCUCCCAUCUAUGGUGCAAUUCAGAGUUACAAAGAUGGCCUUGAGAAACGCUACAUAAUGGCUUACUUGUGUGUCACAGCUGUGGGCCUGGGCUCCUGGUGCUUCCACAUGACUCUGAAGUAUGAAAUGCAGCUAUUGGACGAGCUGCCCAUGAUCUACAGUUGUUGCGUUUUUGUCUACUGCUUGUACGAAUGCUUCAAGUACAAGAAAACAAUCAACUACCCUCUUCUCUUUCUACUACUAGCCUACAGCAUUGGCGUCAGCAUAGUAUACCUAAACUGGAAACAGCCCGUGUUCCAUCAGGUUAUGUAUGGGACAUUGGUGGCUAUCCUAGUUUUACGCUCCGUGUAUAUAGUAUUAUGGGUUUAUCCUUGGCUCCGAGGAUUGGGAUAUACAUCCCUGACUGUUUUUUUGUUGGGCUUCCUCCUUUGGAACGUAGACAACAUUUUCUGCGAGAAAUUGCGGGGCGUACGUGAGAGGCUGCCUCCGCUCGUGGGCGUUGUCACGCAGUUUCAUGCUUGGUGGCACAUCUUCACGGGACUCGGUUCCUACCUUCACAUCCUGUUCAGUUUAUAUUCCCGGACACUUUACCUGAAAUACAGGCCAAAGGUCAAGUUUAUCUUCGGGAUUUGGCCUGUUCUCUUAGUAGAAUCAACGAAGAAGCCAUAAGAAGCAACAGGUCGAAGAAGAAACAGCCAGCAUCCUUCGGAGACCUUUGACUGCCCCAUGGGAAGCUCUCGGCACUACAAAAAAAAAAAAGAAUUUUCUUCUUCCUUUUCUUUCACCGCUCCCGGAACGACGAAGAAUCCCAACGGAUCACGCGCCCUCACGCCUACCGACACCCUCGAUGGGAGGUUUUCCACGUAUUUGCAUUGUUAAAGCUGUGCCAAAAUAUUUGGGUUUUCUUCUGAAGGCCUGGUUUGGGGUGGCAAUGCUUUUUUCCCCCCGGAGUCAUUCCUGAAGUUUUCGUUGGACUGAUCAAGAUAUCCGCUCCGUGGUUGGGACCAAA
Pantherophis guttatus is the source of this 1262-nucleotide messenger RNA. The record is from RefSeq and is a predicted model, not a curated record. Lineage: Eukaryota; Metazoa; Chordata; Lepidosauria; Squamata; Colubridae.